AAAAAGUAAACUUCGUUGUCAAACUUAAAAUAAAAAUGAUUAGAAUCAAUUAAUUCUCGUUUUGCUAGUUUUCGGAUUUUGGCUUCUAUUUAGCAUUUUUUCUUUAGGUGCAAUGUCUUCUCAUUAUUCUUUGUAUGUAAUAAUCUUUCUGGCUAAUAUAAGUUUUCCGUGAAUACCCCUAAUGUUUCAUUGGAGGUGAUGAAGUAAAACAUGAAAGAAACAUAAAAAUAUUAUCAUCAAUGUCAAAAGAUUUGAUGAAAAUUCUCUAUUGUGUGUGAAAAAGUUGAAUUUUCCUGGGAAAAAUUGGUGUUUUCUUUGCAAAAAAUGGGUGCUAUAGCGAGUAGACAAAAUGCAACAGUUGAGGAAGCAGACAUUGUGUCCAAUCACUACAAAUAUCCACCGAGAUCGGGAACCUACUUUGGGAGUCACUUCAUCAUGGGCGGAGAACGCUUCGAUACUCCUCAGCCAGAGUCCUACUUGUUUGGAGAGAAUGGGGAUCUCAACUUCCUGGGGAAUCGUCCAACUCCGUUCCCCUACCCACCGCCUCAGGCGAAUGAACCCACAAAGACCCUCAAGUGUCUCGUGAACAUCCGGAAGGAGUCCAUUAGAUUUGUGAAAGCCGAUCCCAGCAGUACCAAGAUCACAGCUGAGGCUGCCAAGGCCGGCAAUGCAUUCAACAUUGAAUUUACAUUCGACUCAGACGCCAAAUGUGCAAUAACCAUCUACUACUUUUGCUCCGAGGAGGUCUCCUCGGGUGCUGUGAGCUUCCUUUCGCGUGAUUCUGCCCUCACAUCUGAAACAUAUCACUUCAAGCGUGGCGUCAAUCAACUCUUCUCACAAUCCACCCAUGUCUUCACACCUUCCAUGUUCUCUGACGAAGAUCUGGCCUACAAUUCCGAGCGUGAUGUCAUCCCAAUUGCCAUCCACUGUGUCGUUGAGGAGGGUCUCGAGGAAUCCCGUCAAUCUCACACAACCAUCUGCGUUGUGGAUCAUCACAGUGACGGCACUUACGUGCUACGUGCGCUGAAGCAGAAGAUCUUCGUUGAUGGGCUCAGCUACCUCCUGCAGGAGAUCUAUGGGAUUGAGAAUAAGAACAUCAACAAGUCCGCGAGUGAUGAUGAGAAUGAGGGCAAUAGCGAAUGCGUGAUUUGCAUGAGUGAUGGACGUGAUACGCUAAUCCUACCAUGUCGACAUCUCUGUCUCUGCAAUUCAUGCGCUGAUUCACUGCGCUAUCAAGCCAACAACUGCCCCAUUUGUCGUGCCCCCUUCAAGGCCCUCCUGCAGAUCCGUGCGGUGCAGAAGAACUCCACGGCUCAUCAUUUACCCGCUCCAGCACCUCCGGAUGCGGGAGAGAACAUUCCCAAUGGCUACAUGGCUGUAGCAUUGAUUGAGGCACUCAAUGGGCCCCCAGGGGGUACAAUGAGGCACCAGAGCGUCGAUGGACUAGAGCAGGACACUGCGGAUGCAGUGCAAGCUGCGGAAAUUCUCAAUCGAAGCCUCGAUCGCAAUGGGAAGACAACAACCAAUCCCAAGGAUCCUGAGAAGCAAGGAAAGGACAAAGGGAGCCAAAAUACUCCGGAGUUCCGUAUGUCGGUGCUACUUUCCAAGGAAGAUGGGAAUGUGACAAAGGAACUUCUGACCAAGCAUUCACCCCUCGUGAAUCGUGCACCGCAGAGUCGUGAUAAAAAUCCCCGCGAGAAGGGCUACCUUCGAGCAUCGCAUGACAACGUGAAGAUGGUGAAUGAGAAGAAUUCCGGAGGUGAGAAUGACGAUGACAGUGAGACGGAGAGGCUGUCACCGCUCCUGAACACCUCAACUAGUGCCCAAGGCCCUAAGCUAGGAUCGGCAUUGCAUAUUGACGGUGUGGAGGAAUCUAUUGAUGACACAGACACAGAUGCUGAUGAAGGUGAUAAAGAUAGCAAGAAGAAAUCGCGAUCAGUGUUGAAUAGCGAUAAGGAAGUAGCUGAAGAUUCGGACUACUACACCCCUGAAGAUCCCCACACGACCAUUCUCAGCCCUCUCUAUUCCGAGAAUGGGAGCAAUAGUUUGGGGAAAUCAAAGGAGAAUCUCUCAACUCUGUCAACCCCAGUGGCUGCCCUCAAGGAAGCCGCUCAAUCGCUGCCAGAUAGUCCCAUAAGUGGGAAUUCCGCUUCAACACGCAGCUCUGGUGAUAGCUACUCUUCCAGCUCGUCGACAAAGCAACUCCUAGCAUCAGUGCCAAGUGAUGGCAAACCCGGGGAUAAGGAGAGCUCCCAAGAGGACAGCAGCACCCCCUAAAUGACACACUACACACACAACACACACAUGAAUGGAUCUGAUUAGCAGGAUGUGAAUGAUGGGGGUGGGGAAUUGUGAGUGAAAUGCAUUUAAUCAGUAUUGUGAUGAUAUUUCGGGCGUGAAUGGUGUUUUCUUCUCCUUUUUCGUGGGUUCAAAGCCUUUAAAAUAAUAAUGAAAAAAAACUUUCAAUCUCGGUCGAAGGACUUUCUAUAUCUCUAGGAGAGAGAGUAUUUACACAACAACAACAGAAUUAAUAUUUAGUAGAUGUUACUGGAUCUUCUCAAUUAUUAUUCUAUAUACAUAUAUUAUAUUUACUAAAUGUAAUGCAAUACGUAUUGAAGCACAUAUACAUUAAAAUGUCACGAAUUAAAAUA
Messenger RNA from Lutzomyia longipalpis, 2651 nucleotides. RefSeq names its product probable E3 ubiquitin-protein ligase MGRN1 (gene Mrgn1). The transcript is spliced from 5 exons. Gene Ontology annotation, molecular function: ubiquitin protein ligase activity. Gene Ontology annotation, cellular component: cytoplasm. The coding region runs from base 325 to 2277 and encodes 650 amino acids. NCBI's taxonomy places the organism in Eukaryota, Metazoa, Arthropoda, Insecta, Diptera, Psychodidae. Gene Ontology annotation, biological process: protein ubiquitination. The record is from RefSeq and is a predicted model, not a curated record.